Molecule: messenger RNA, 5282 nt
Organism: Plutella xylostella (diamondback moth)
Lineage: Eukaryota; Metazoa; Arthropoda; Insecta; Lepidoptera; Plutellidae
Biological process (GO): DNA integration
Molecular function (GO): nucleic acid binding
Source: RefSeq, a predicted model, not a curated record
CAGUACCGAGAUGGAGAGUACGCUCAAGGUCGACUCGUGGCUCAAGACACAGCAGAAUGUACUGGCCAUCAAGAACGAGCCUCACUCCGCGUCAGCAGCACCACCACCGCCAACAGAAGCUGCUGAGUAGUCCAGACAGCAUGAUGAGGACUACGUUCUACCGCCGCCAGUCGCCACCGCCGUCGACCCUGCCUCCACUGCCGCCAUCCCUGUCGCUCAGCCGCGGACAAGCGACUCUGUGAGCCUCACUGCCCUCGCCGAAGCUAUUGCUCUAGCUGCAAGAGCCGGGGCGCCGCCGCCACCACCACCGCCACCGGCUCCGCGUCACAUUAGUGAGCUACCGUACUUUAGUGGCGCGCCGCACGAGUGGCUACAGUUCAAGACCGCCUACUACGAGUCCGCCGCAUCACUCGCGCCCUGCGACAACAUGGGGCGCCUACGUCGAUGCCUGAAAGGAAGAGCGAAGGAAGCUGUCAGCCGCCUGCUCAUAACCAGCACGACGCCCGAGAACGUGAUGAAGUCACUCGAAUUGUGCUUCGGGCGCCCGGACAGCAUCGCGCUCGCCGAGUUGGAACGUCUGCGCGCACUACGCCGGCCUACGGAUAUCGCUACAGAGUUCUGCUUCUUUGCAAACGAAGUAAGCAACAUCGUAACGACACUUCAAGAGCUGCACCGCGACCGCUACCUCAACAAUCCCGAGAUCACGCAGCUCACAGUCGAGAAGCUCACCGCCGCCCACAAGCUUCGCUGGUUCGACUUCUCCGCCGCACAGUCGCCCGAGGAACCCGACCUGCUGAAGCUCAGCCGCUUCCUCACUCGGGAAGCCUCGAUAUGCGGGCCGCACGCACAUGAGAAGACGUCGAGCAUCGCCUACGAACCGAAGCAGCAGCAACAGCAGCAGCAGCCACGCCGCGCACAAAGGGCACACGCAACUGCGGAACAGAAAGUUUCGUGCCCAGUAUGCUCCAACGCCGGCCACAACAUAGCAGAAUGCCGCAAGUUUGUAGAGAGCAACAUCGACUCACGUUGGCAGCUAGCUAAGGAAAGCAGACUCUGCUUUCGUUGUCUACGCUACCGCAGCAAGACGCACCGAUGCAGAAUUAAGAAAUGCGAAGUUGACGGCUGCGAGAGGUCACAUCACCGACUGCUUCACUUCGUGCGCAAAGAGCCCGAAUUAAAGAAAACGGAAGCAGUCGCCUCUUCGUGGACACCGAAGACGCAAGCGUAUCUCAAGAUAGUAAAGGUGCAAGUCUCCGGACCAGCGGGAGCGGUCGACACAUGCGCGCUCCUAGACGACGGAUCUACUGUUACGCUCAUCGACAGUGACAUUGCACAGAGGAUCGGAGCCAGGGGGCCUAUUGACCCUCUCUUCAUAGAAGUGAUCGCUGACACAAGCGUCGAAGAGUCCGCAUCACGUCGCGUCACACUCACUCUCGAGGGGGCAAGCGGGACGCACAUAGUCAACGCACGCACAGUAAGAAAGCUGCACCUCGCCGCACAGCGUGUCACCGAGCAAGACCUUGCCGGCUGCCCUCAUCUAGAAGACAUCCAGCACGAGCUGAAGCACGCAGACAUGAAGCCAGGCCUGCUCAUCGGGCAAGACAAUUGGCACCUGCUCAUGGCGUCGGAAGUGCGAGCGGGACAGCGACACCAACCAGUGGCUUCACGCACACCACUGGGCUGGGUUUUACACGGUGCACACACGCGCGCACUGGGACAGCGCGUGCACUACGUGAACAACAUCAUCAACCUCGAAGACAGCAUGGACGAGCAGCUGAAGAGACACUUCGCGCUCGACUCAUUAACGAUCACACCGAAGACACCAAAGUCUGACCCAGAACAGCGAGCACUCGACCUGCUCACCAAGAACACCAUAGCACGAGACGACGGCCGAUAUGAAACGUCUCUACUGUGGAAGAAGGAUGACUUCAGCAUGCCAAACAACUACGAGAACACGCUGAAGAGACUUCACAGCAUCGAGAAGAAGAUUGAUCGCGACGCUGACCUCAAAGAAAAGUGCGAGAAACAGAUGGAGAGCCUUAUUACAAAGGGCUACGCUGAAGUCGCGCCACCGACCACAUCAAACAAAGUGUGGUAUCUACCGCAUUUCGCAGUCGUCAAUCCGAACAAGGGCAAGAUUCGCAUUGUCCUGGACGCAGCAGCCACAUAUAAAGGCGUCUCACUAAAUGACCACCUACUCACCGGGCCAGACCUACUACAGUCGUUGCCGGGAGUACUUAUGCGCUUCAGACAGCAUGCAGUCGCCGUGACAGCUGAUAUCGCCGAGAUGUUCAUGCAGGUGAAGAUACGCGCUGAGGAUCGAGAUGCCCUUCGCUACCUGUGGAGGGGCAACAAGCGUGAUGGGCCGCCAACAGAAUACAGAAUGACGUCACUCAUAUUCGGCGCUACAAGUUCACCAUCAACAGCAAUCUACGUGAAGAAUAUUAACGCACUCAAGUACGAAGCCACUCAUCCCGAGGCAGUAGACGCAAUUAUCAACAAACACUACGUCGACGACUACCUCGACAGCCACAAGACCGAAGAGCAAGCGAUCAAGGUGGCGCAGGACGUCCGCGACAUACACCGGCGAGGCCACUUCGUGCUGCGGCAAUGGGCAUCAAACUCCGAGGCAGUACUCAAAGCACUCGGCGAAACAGGCAACGAGCCCAUGAACAUUAAGAUCGAUGAUGGAUCAAGCGAACGAGUCCUAGGUCUCAUCUGGCGGCCAAAGUCCGAUGCGCUCGGUUUCAACCUAGACUUGGCGCGUCUGCCGCCUGCAGUCAUAGAAAAGAAGAUACCCACGAAGAGAGAAGCACUCAAGAUCGUCAUGUCGCUGUAUGAUCCGCUCGGAUUUGCCGCGCCUGUCACCGUGCGAGCAAAACAGCUACUUCAAGAGGCGUGGCGGCGCGGCACUACCUGGGACCAGCCAAUAGAUGAAGACCUCUCAGAACAAUGGCAACAAUGGAUGAUGCACCUGGAAGGGCUACGCCGUGUCUCAAUACCGAGGUGCUACGCCCGCUACAGCGACGCUACGAGUCUACAGCUACAUAUAUUUGUCGACGCGAGCGAGUCCGCAUACGCCGCCGCUCUUUAUUGGCGGGCGGUAACAGCAGAGGGUAAGACAUACCUAUCGCUCGUCAUAGCAAAGGCGCGAGUGGCACCGCUCAAGCUCACUUCGAUCCCGCGCCUCGAGCUACAAGCCGCCGUUAUGGGCUGCCGUAUGGCCGCAGCCGUCAUUGAAGAACACCAAGUUAAGCCCGAAUCGAAGACCUUCUGGACCGACAGUAAGACGGUGCUGACAUGGCUGAAGAACGGCUCAAGAUCGUACCGCCCGUUCGUCGCGCACCGCAUAGCUGACAUCGAGGAAAACAGCUCUACAAAUGAAUGGCGCUGGAUACCUACGAAACUCAACGUGGCCGACGACGCUACAAGGGAUGUGCCACGCGACUUCGACGCUGACCACCGAUGGUACAAGGGCCCAUCCUUCUUACUCGAGGACCCUACUGCCUGGCCGGCGGAAAAACCACUUCUAACGAAGAAAACAGGCGAAGAGAAAACGACCUCAGUUACCGAAAAGUCUGCACAACUAAAAGAAGCGCUGCCAGACUACAACCGUUUCUCUAAGUGGGAAAAACUGCUACGAGCUACAGCAAGAGUUUUACACUUCAUACAGCUGUGCCGGCCACGUGAUCAGCGAGUCAACUACAAAAGAACUGCGAAAAAUAGCGAAAAAGACCCUGACUGGCGCAAGAAAACAGCUACGAAACCGAACAAGCGUGCGACAGUGAAAACUACAGAAGACAGAAAAUACCUCCCGCUCACCGGGCAGCUACUACGUGAGGCGGAAAUACUACUCGUACGCCUAAGUCAACAGCAAGCCUUCGACUCAGAAAUAGAAGACUUACAGAAAAACAGAACCCUGAACGCGAGAAGCAGGCUGCGCCACCUUGCGGUCGUCGCUGAAAAUGGAAUACUACUAUUGAAAUCGCGAAUCGGCCGUACACUCAAUAUAGAACAAGGAGUCAUCAGCCCUGCAAUACUCGACGGCAAUCAUCAAAUCACCAAACUGUGGAUCGACUACACACACCGCCAGCUGAUGCACGCAGGAGCCGAAACUACAGUUAAUGAGUGCAGACAGCACUACUGGAUACUCCGCCUUCGCACAGUGGUGAAGAUGAUAAUUCAUCGAUGUCGACCAUGCCGCAUCAGGAAAGAUUCACCCCCGCAGCCACCUACAGGAGACCACCCAUCGAGCCGCCUUGCACACCACUGCAGGCCCUAUACCUACACCGGCCUGGACUACUUCGGGCCUCUGACAGUCACCGUGGGCCGCACUCGACAGAAGCGAUAUGUGGCGCUCUUCACGUGUCUCACGACGCGCGCCGUACACUUAGAGCUGGUGGACUCUCUCACCACUAGCUCGGCAGUGAUGGCGCUGCGUAGGCACAUGGCACUCUACGGAACACCUACUGAGCUAUGGUCCGACAACGGCACGAACCUGCGCGGGGCUGAUAGAGAGCUGCGGCAAUCAAUCGACGCCGCUACAGCUGAUGAAGCGGCCCAACAGAAGAUCAACUGGCGCUACAUACCUCCUGGGGCUCCUUUCAUGGGUGGGGCCUGGGAGAGACUGGUGCGGUCAGUGAAGACCGCCCUUUACGCCGUCCUGAACGAGCAGCACCCAGCCGAAGAGGUGCUGCGCACACUGCUAGCCGAGGCAGAAUACGCAGUAAACAGCCGCCCGCUCACGCAUGUGUCACUCGAGCCCGACGACCCCGAGGCCUUGACACCGAACCAUUUCCUGCUCGGCGGAUCAGGACGCGUACACGCGCCUGGCAGCUUCGACGACAAGGACCUCAUCAGCCGCAGUCACUGGCGCGCCUCUCAGCGCCUGGCCGACCUCUUCUGGGCAAGAUGGCUACGAGAGUACCUGCCUGAACUUCAGCACCGGCGGGAGCCUCACGGACGCGGCGAAGCAGUCAAGGUUGGCGACAUUGUCAUGGUGACAGACGGCAACCUACCGCGCAACACGUGGCCAAAGGGCGUUGUCACGGCUGUCUACCCCGGACAAGACGGCAUCGUAAGAACAGUCGACGUCCAAACCAAAGGAGGAACCCUUAGAAGCAAGGGCGUACCCAGGUAGGAGCAGGGGGGGGCCGCUGCCCCCCCCCUAGAGGAUAAAAUAAAUGUAAAUCUUCCUGCCAAGUGGAAAUUAAAAACGUGUUAACUAAGUACCUACUCUGCGCAAAAUAAAGUGUUGGAAACAAAAUAUCUUUUCUUUUCAG